This is a messenger RNA of Linum tenue, 2667 nucleotides long. NCBI's taxonomy places the organism in Eukaryota, Viridiplantae, Streptophyta, Magnoliopsida, Malpighiales, Linaceae. The record is from the annotation of a GenBank genome assembly.
GAAGAAAACACUGGAAAAGCGCGGUAACGGCGUCGCCACCGUCACCCCGCGCGGAGAACUAACUCUUCACCUGCAAGCCUGACAACACCAUUCAAAACCCCACACGGUAAAUUAAAUAGAAAAAAUCUAAUUUCUCAUCAUUCUUUUUCCCACCAAAUUCUCCGCCAUAGUUUCGGUUGGGCUGCUUCAACGCCAGAAAACAACAAAAGAGAAGGAAAGAUUCAGCCACAAGGGGAGGAGGAGCUCAAAAGCUAGAGAGCUAGACAGAGGGCUAAGCUGAAAGUUAAUGAUUCUCACGUCCAUUUGCGAGAAAGACAAAAAUAACCCAACCAACAAUCACUCUCUUCCUUCCCACCAUUGUUCCGAUUCCUUCAAUCCAACUCCAUCUCCCCCCCAAAAUCUUCCCAUCUAAAACCAAAAGCUCCAAUCUUUUCUUCUUUUUUAAUUCACAACCCAAUUGGGUGGGAAAAAAACAAAAAUCAUUAGAAAAGGAGGGUAAAGCCACGCCCUUUUCGUUUGCCAGCAAUGACCCAAGUCCAGGUCCUUCACCAAUCUCCUUCCCAUUUCCCCCCUUCCUCCCCAACCACCACUACUUCUAAUCCUUCUUCUCCCCUUUCUUCUUCUUCUCUUGGGAAUAAUGUGGAGCGGGUUGUGGACGAGUGUGAUUUGCUGAAGGAGAGCGAGAAGAGGCGAAGGGAUCAGCUCUCGCUGUUGGCUCUGCUGGUGACUCUGUUCAGGAAGUCUGUGGUGGCUUGUAAGAGCGAAAGGAGGGAGCUUUGUGCGAUGGAGAUCAGUUGGCCUAGUAAUGUGCGCCAUGUGGCUCAUGUUACCUUUGAUAGGUUUAAUGGGUUCUUGGGUUUGCCUGUUGAGUUCGAACCUGAAGUGCCCAGAAGAGCUCCCAGUGCUAGGUACAUUGCUUCCUUCUGUUUUUGUGGAUUUGAGAUUUGGUAGCGUGGAUCGUUCUGUUUUUAGCACAAGCUGGUUUUGUUAGGUGUCGAAGGAAUUUCAUGUGUGUUUGUCAAUUGAAGAUGAACUUGGUGCUGGUUACAGAUUUGUGCUACUGUCUUUGGAGUUUCCACAGAAUCGAUGCAAUUGUCAUAUGACUCUAGAGGGAAUAGCGUGCCAACUAUACUCUUGUUAAUGCAACGGCACCUGUAUGGCCUGGGCGGUUUGCAGGCUGAAGGAAUUUUCAGAAUUAAUGCGGAAAACAGCCAAGAAGAGUACGUUAGGGAUCAGCUAAAUGGUGGAGUUGUACCUGAAGGUGUUGAUGUGCACUGUUUGGCUGGACUUAUCAAGGCUUGGUUUAGAGAACUUCCAACUGGGGUUCUGGACUCUUUGCAACCCGAACAAGUUAUUCAAUCCCAAACCGAAGAAGAGUGUGCUGAGCUUGUGAGGCAUCUGCCUCCAACUGAAUCAGCUCUCUUGGAUUGGGCCGUCAACUUGAUGGCAGACGUUGUUGAACAAGAACAUCACAACAAGAUGAAUGCACGCAACAUAGCCAUGGUGUUUGCACCAAACAUGACUCAGAUGGCGGAUCCUUUGACAGCACUAAUGUAUGCAGUCCAGGUGAUGAACUUUCUAAAGACACUCAUCAUAAGAACACUGCGAGAGAGGCAAGAUUCUGUGGUGGAACCCACUUCGGCUUCACUGCUCGGCCCAUUCGAUGGGAGUGGUCACCAAAGCCCCUCCCAGCCCUUCUGUUUACACACUGGCCAAGACAAUGAAACAACCCAAAGCUUGAGUGAGGAUGAUGCACCUGUCAUGGAACAAGGCUCUAGCCACUGGACUCAAGAAGAUACCGGUGUUAAACAUGACGAAGAAGACUGCGGUUUAAUUAAUCAUGGUCAGCAGUCGAGUGAGGGUCUUCCUAAUGUGGCCGACGAAACUCCCAUCGUCGAGACUGAAGCUGACCAGGAAGAAAGUGGUCGAAGAUCUAGAAUUGUUGGCCAGUCAAGCAACUCGGACCCCAGAAAGAGAUCUGGCAAAAUGACUAGGGAGCAGCAACAAGCAGUGCUUCAUCUGACACCGCCACACGACUCCGUUCUUCAUUUAGCCUCAUUGGUUGAGAAGACGCGGGAGAUGAGCAAUUUGAGCCGUAUAGACUCGAGGACAGAACGCAUUGAGGCCUGGCGAUAAAUGCAAUUCGAGAGAGGACCGAGACUGGGAGACAGUCAUUCUUCAGGCCGGCCAGUAGGCCACCAUCAUCAUCUUGGUGGCACUAUGUUUCUUCUGGGAACACAUAUUCUCUGUUUUGUUUCUAUGUAAUGUUGGGUGGUUUGCUUGCUUCCUAAGUUUCAUGCAUAUAUGCAUAGUGUGUGUGGGGGAAAUCUAACAGCUUCUUCUUCUCCCCUCUAGUGUGUGCCAUUCGUAAUACACCCUCUCUAACACGGUGUGAUUUUCCAUCGAUCGCAGUAUCGAUGCUCUCGAUCUUACUCUUGUGUGCUAUGAUUAAUGUCACAAUCAUGUUGAUAAAGAUUGAAGCUUUGGUUUGCAGACCAUGCAUAUUGUGUUAGAUGGUGAUGGUGAGUGAGACACAAGAAACCAGAGUGCAGAUGGGGGGGAAAUGUAGUGGUACAGAGCUAUCAUGCGACAAUGGUACUUUGGUUACAGAAAGCACUAGUGACUAUAGGAGGCUGGUGCUUCCCUAAUAGUUGCUUUCAUUAUCUU